AUGUCCGCAAUGUCUCGCCAAGAGGCGAUGCAAAAGUUGGCGGCUUUCAAACAGCUGCAUAGCUCGAAAAUUGACAAUGUUCUCACGAAUCGGACUUUGUACUUUCGUUUUGAACCAGGAGUUGACACAAUAAUUGGAUCAACUGGAUUUGAGGGAUGUUUUGGUGUGGUUAUAGUCAGCGCGCGAGGGUGCGUUGUUGCGCAUAUGACUCCAACAGGGAAUAGUGUAAACAACGCCAAAGCCAAAAUCGAGAGUUAUUACAACUCGUACCCGGCAAUUCUCGAUGAUGAAAAGGCAUACAUUUAUGCUCAAGUCAACUACUUUUCGGGUCCGAAUCAAGGUAAUGUGAUGUACCCUGAAUUGUACGGACAGCUAUUUGCGCAUCUCAAGUCCUUGCAUAGCGAUGGCGCUGCUCCAACGUUGGUCAAGUACGUUGACCCGCAAGACGUCUGUCACGAUCCGAAAGGUAACCCGCUUCCGGGCUUCAAUUCUGACAAUGCUGAGUACGCUAGUCUUGUGGUCAAAUCUGGUGCAGACCAGAACUCUGCGCCCAUUGUUCAAUUUAUCACGACUGACAUGCAGUAUCAUGCUGUUCGUGUGUGA
Molecule: messenger RNA, 603 nt
Organism: Talaromyces rugulosus
Lineage: Eukaryota; Fungi; Ascomycota; Eurotiomycetes; Eurotiales; Trichocomaceae
Exons: 1
Coding region: 1-603 (200 amino acids)
Source: RefSeq, a predicted model, not a curated record